Adelges cooleyi (spruce gall adelgid) is the source of this 477-nucleotide messenger RNA. RefSeq names its product V-type proton ATPase subunit E-like. The transcript is spliced from 2 exons. Gene Ontology annotation, molecular function: proton-transporting ATPase activity, rotational mechanism. NCBI's taxonomy places the organism in Eukaryota, Metazoa, Arthropoda, Insecta, Hemiptera, Adelgidae. Gene Ontology annotation, biological process: proton transmembrane transport. The coding region runs from base 1 to 477 and encodes 158 amino acids. The record is from RefSeq and is a predicted model, not a curated record. Gene Ontology annotation, cellular component: proton-transporting two-sector ATPase complex, catalytic domain.
AUGAUAUCUACUCACAUGACCAAAGCCAAAUUGGAGAUACUGUUGAGCAGAGACGAACACAUCAAGUCGGUGUUAGCCGCGGUCAAUGAAGAGCUCGUCGAAUUACGCAAAGAUCAAAACUCGUACAAACCGAUCCUCAAGAAGUUAAUACUUCAGGCCAUGUAUCAAAUGUUGGAAAAAAAAAUAGAUUUGAUUGUGAUACCCGAUGACGUCGACACGGUGAAGUCGAUGGUUGAAGAGCUACAAGAAGAUUAUCUGGCCGGCACAGGGUUGAACGUGGAUAUCAACAUUGACAACCGCUUAAAGUUGUCCGACCAAGAGAUUGGCGGCGUCAUGGUGACUGCCCAAAAACGUAGGAUAUUUGUAGACAACACACUGGUGAUGCGGUUGAUAUAUUUAGCUAUUCAAGCGGUACCACUCAUACGCAGUGGACUGUUUGGGCCAAAACCCACUAGAAAACACCAAUCCACAGACUGA